Molecule: messenger RNA, 2578 nt
Organism: Ictalurus furcatus (blue catfish)
Lineage: Eukaryota; Metazoa; Chordata; Actinopteri; Siluriformes; Ictaluridae
Gene: tnfsf11
Product: TNF superfamily member 11
Exons: 4
Coding region: 257-1024 (255 amino acids)
Biological process (GO): immune response
Cellular component (GO): membrane
Molecular function (GO): tumor necrosis factor receptor binding
Source: RefSeq, a predicted model, not a curated record
UAAAACACAAAGAAAUACACACUACAGGUACAAACGAUGUACUCAUGUGGGUACUACCCCAGUAUGAAGGAAAGGAACAGUUUGGCGCUUUGACUGCGCUGCAGAUGGAGCGCGAGACAGUUCCCGAGUCCGCUAGCAUCUGAUUGGUUGAGUCUCCGCACAGCCGCACGGCCGCUUUGCCCACCCACCGUUUAUAUAGCAAUCCGCGCACAUUACCGACUUCCUGCACCGAGGAGGUUAUUAGAAGCGCGCGCUCAUGGCAGCUAAUGAUUAUCGCGGUUACCUGCGGAACCAUAUGGACAUGGAGCACGGGGGCUCGCGCUUCCAGCCGCCUACCCAAAGCGCCCACAGGCCGCUGAUUUUCGGCACACUGGCUGUGAUGGGACUGCUGCAGGUCGCGUCUAGUGUCACCAUUUUGCUGCACUUGACCGGUUAUCUUCGCGAGGUUGACCUUUCUUCAGCUCAGCCUAUAGAGGAAGUUCAUUCUGAACCCAUAAUUGCUGAUGCGUUCAGAGACAUCAAGAAAAAGGACAGAUCCAGAAAAAAAGAUCAAACACCUGUAGCUCACCUUUCUGUCAAGACCCCCAUGGACUUCGCAAGCACUGACUCCAAGGUCGUGACCACUAUCCAUUGGAACCAGUUUCAUGGCACUCUGACGAAGGUCAAAUACCACGAUGGACGAUUUGUGAUGGAGGAACAAGGAUUGUAUUAUGUGUAUGCCAAGACCUGUUUCCGCUAUGCCCCUGAUCACGCCUCAAAGAAACAGGAUGUUAGCAACGUCCAACUGAUUCAGUAUAUUUUCCAUGAGAGUCACACACAAUCUAAACUCAAACCUGUGCUGCUUUCAAAGAGCGGAGGCACGUUCAAUUGGAGUGACCCAAACUACAACAUGUACUGUGUGCAACAAGGAAGAAGUGUCCGGUUGGGUCAAAGUGACGGCCUUUUUGUCAAUGUGUCCAAUUCUUGGCUGUUGGAUCCUGAGCCAGAGGGGACUUACUUUGGUGCUUUUAAAAUGAGCACCUGACUUUUGUUUAUUUUUUGCUACUGAACUGGUUUAUGCACAUUUUUCAACCUUAUGAACAAUUUCAACAUGGCCUAGAACCACUGAGCACUUAUAUUUUAGAUCACUGUCUUCUGACUAUUUUUUUUUUUCAAUAUUGAUUUAUAUUGUAGAUCGUUAAGGGCACAUCAGACGUCUAACUGUUCAUUUUGUUAUAAAAGUUUUGGCAUGUUAACAUUAUCUGUCAUAGUAGGUUAAGAAGGCAUUGCUACUUCAUUAUGGACUUCACUUGCUGUCCAUACUUGUGUCCAAACCUUGCAGUAACAAACUGAGUGAAUUACCUGAUUACCUUGAGUAGUUACAGGCUCAAGGGAUUGCUGUAAUUGGCUGGUCAGAUUUUGGUACUGCAACAGCAGCACUAGGUGGUCACACUGAAGUAAUGGUUGUAGUCCCAGUUCUGCUACUUCAUAUUCAGUUUUUGUAUGCGAAUCUUCAACCUGUCAAGAGUUGAAGCAGGUGUAUUAAUCAGGUAAAACAUACAUAGUCCACUCCUCUCAGAUCCACGAUUCAGAACCACUGUAUAAAACCUUCAACUGAAUAUUUGUUAUGCUCUGUUUAGCAAGCUGAAAUCCUAGAGCAGAUUUGGCACUGAUUUUGCAACUCCCAGUUUAAUACGAUUUUAAAAGAUUAACAUAAAGGCUGUUAGAGGUCUGAAUCAUGCAGACUUUGUUAAAUAAAUGGAUUUUUUGUUGGUUAUGCAAAAUUUGUUUGAACAAAGCAAAACAAAAUCAAAGAUAGCUGGACUGUCUUUUAGUCGUUGUGACAGCUGAAAAGAUUGACAUGAAUACAGUGAACCAAACUGAGUUUGGUACAUGCUAAUUUAAAGUUAUUUUUCAUUUCACUCCUGGAGGAAAUGAGAAAAUGCACUAAAUGUAUUUAUUUAUUUUUUAUGAUGAAAAAGAUAGACAUUUGUAAAAUGUUCUGUCUUCUUCUAAAACUCUUGUACAGUGUGUAUGUCUGCCUAAGCUCCAUUCUUUCCACAGGUUUUGGAUGACAGGCGUUGACUUUAGGUCAGUUGUAGAUGCGCUUUUUUGCAAAUGGGGGGAAGCACAGGGCUCCUUUUAAACCUUAUCUUGAGUGGUUUCUGAUUAAAGAAACUUUGUAUUUAUGUAUCUUGUAUUUGACAAUUCUGUGCAAAAAUUCUCAUUCAAAGCAGCAUUUAUUGCUGUUCAACGUACAAUUUCAAACAUAAAAUUUUUAUGAUUUUUCAUAUCAAAUGUUUUGUUUAAUAGUAUUGUUUAUUUAUAUCAUUCUAACUAAUAAAAAUACUUUUCUAAAUAUGCCUAAAAUGCGGUAUUUCUGGUUUUGCUUCGAGUUAAAAGCUAAUGUUUUGUUCAGUAGUAAUAAUGUCAUUCAGCUAUUCCUCAGCUACACUGUCUCACUUAAUGACAUAAAUUUAGUGAGUUCUCCAACAGGUCAGUACACAAGGAUGGUUGAUUUUAACGUCUGAUGAGUAAGAAAGUCACUACUUGGUCCUCAAGCAUUGCUAUCAACAUUUAAAUUCUUAGCCUUACGCUU